AUGGCCCUACAUGCUGAGAAUGGAGUCGACGGCUCUAGUGGUGGCAUUCUCGACUUCGCCACCUUCUCAAAUGUAAUCGAUGGGAAGCUGUCAUCGACCAGCAAAACUCGCCAUGGAAUCAACCCUGCCACCGAUAAGCCAAACCCAGAGGUGCCUGUUUCCACACCGGAAGACGUCGAUCGAGCUGUUGCGGCAGCAAAGAAGGCGUCCAAGGCGUGGGGAAAAACCAGCUACGCCGAUAGACGAAAGGCAGUGCUAGCCUUCGCGGACGCGCUGGAGAAGGAGAAAGAAGGGUUUGCACACAUGUUGACCAAGGAGCAAGGCAAACCGAUUGGUUUCGCCCAUUUCGAAAUGGACUUUGCACUGUCCAUCAUCCGAACGAUGGCCGGUCUCGAGUUACCUACAGAAGAGAUUGUUGAUGAGGAGAGCCGCAAGAUCAUCGUGAGGUACACACCACUAGGAACCACGGUCGGCAUCGUCCCGUGGAAUUACCCUGUCCUCCUGUGCGUUUCGAAGAUCGCUCCAUGCGUUGUCACGGGUAAUCCGAUCAUCAUCAAACCCUCACCCUUCACACCGUACAGUGGACUCAAAGUUGUGGAGCUGGCGCAGCAAUAUUUCCCACCGGGUGUAGUACAAGCGCUGAGUGGUGAUGACAGCCUUGGUCCUUGGUUGACUGCGCACCCUGGACCUGCAAAAAUUAGCUUUACUGGGUCUAGUGCUACCGGUAAGAAGGUAAUGGAGAGUGCAAGCAAGACGUUGAAGCGUGUCACAUUGGAGCUGGGAGGAAAUGAUCCCGCCGUAGUGUGUGACGACGUGGACAUCAAGGAGGUAGCACCCAAGAUUGCUACCCUUGCCUUUUUGAAUUCCGGACAGAUAUGUCUCGCACUCAAACGUAUCUUUGUCCACGAGAAGAUCUUCGAUGAAUUCCGCGAUGCGAUGGUGGAACACACCAAGACGCUCAAGCUCGGUGAGGGCAAUGAAGAGGGUGUGUUCCUCGGACCCAUUCAGAACUCGAUGCAAUAUGAACGAGUCAAGGGCUUCUUCAGUGACAUCGAGAAAGAGAAAUGGAACGUGGCAAUUGGUGGCAAGAACCCCGAUGGCCCAGGCUAUUUCAUUACCCCUACGAUCAUUGACCGACCAAAGGACGAUUCUCGACUGGUCGUUGAAGAGCCCUUCGGCCCCAUUGUCCCAUUACUGAGUUUCAGUACCGAUGAGGAAGCUGUCACUAAAGCUAACAACACGAUCUACGGCCUCGGUGCCUCGGUGUGGUCAGCUGAUCUUGACCGAGCCACCAAGAUCGCAGAGCAGCUUGAAGCUGGGAAUGUCUGGGUCAAUACGCACUUUGAACUGGACCCGAGAGCACCUUUUGGCGGUCACAAAGAGAGUGGGAUUGGGACUGAGUUCGGCGUAGGUGGAUUGAAGUCCUAUUGCAACAGCCAAACUCUGUACCUCAAAAAGUGA
Molecule: messenger RNA, 1461 nt
Organism: Exophiala aquamarina CBS 119918
Lineage: Eukaryota; Fungi; Ascomycota; Eurotiomycetes; Chaetothyriales; Herpotrichiellaceae
Product: NAD-dependent aldehyde dehydrogenase
Exons: 4
Coding region: 1-1461 (486 amino acids)
Molecular function (GO): aldehyde dehydrogenase (NAD+) activity
Source: RefSeq, a predicted model, not a curated record